GCCGAUACGCCAGGCCCCACCCCCAAUCCGCCAGGCCCCUCCCCUGAUCCGCCAGGCACCGCCACCCAUCCGACCUGCCCCACAGGUACUGACCACCCCACCACCACUCUGGCAGGCUCUGCCGCCCCCACCACCACUGAGGCAGGCCCCGCAGGCUCGGCUGCCCACCCCGCAGCUGCGGGCGGCCCCACCGGUGCGAGCGCCUCCACCAAUUCGGGUGGCCCCGCCAGCACCUCAGGUGCCCACGGCGCCUCCUGCUGGCCCCCAGGCGCCCCCAGUGGCCAUGCCGGCCCCUCUCCCGGCCCCACUGCCUGCCCCCCAGGCUGCGCACUGCCCACCCAUCAUCUGGCAGGCCCCCAAAGGCCAAGCCCCGGUGCCACACGAGAUGCCGACAUCGAUGGAGUUCCAGGAUGUGCAGCAAGGCCAGGCGCUGACCUGGCAGGCGCCAAAGGCCCCUGGGCAGUUCUGGCAGCCCCUGCCCACCCAGGAGGCCCAGAGGCAGGGCCCAUCGUUGGUUCAACUGGAGCAGCCCUUUCAGGGGGCCCCAGCCUCCCAAAAGGCCCUGCAAAUCCAGCUACCCCCCCAGCAGGCCCAGCCCUCGGGUUCGCAGGCAGAGCUGCCAUCCCUGCAACCCCAGCCCUCCUGGCAGGGCCCCCCUGCAGCCUCGCAGGGCCAGCCCGGAGCCCCCUUAGCAGGGGCAAAUUUUCCCAUGGGCUGUGAUAAAUCAUUGAUGACUCCUUCAGGAGAAUCCAGGGCCUCUUCUAUAGACCGAAGGACCUCUUCAAAGGAACGUAGGACCUCUUCGAAGGAACGCAGGGCUCCUUCGAAGGAUCGCAUGAUCUUUGCUGGCACCUUUUGUGCUCCGAGGGCAGUGCCGACUGCCCGGGCGCACCUGCCUACGCCCUGGAAGAACUUGCCUGGGGCAUCAGAGACCUUUACUGCCACCCCGAGGGUCUUUCCAGCUACCUCCCAGUUCCAGCCUGCCUCUUCGAAUGCCUUUCAGGGCCCCUCUGCCAGCUCAGAGGCCCCAAAGUCACUGCCAUUUGCUCUGCAGGAUCCCUUUGCCUGCGUCGAGGCCCUGCCGGCAGUUCCGUGGGUGCCACAGCCCAAUGUGAGUGCCUCGAAGGCGUCCAAGGCAGUGCCCACCAUCCUGCUGGCCACGGCAGCUGCCCCCAAGGCAAUGGCCACCACUCAAGAGGCCUCGAAGACCGCCGCUGAGCCUCCUCGUCGGUCAGGCAAAGCCACCCGGAAGAAGAAGCACCUGAACACGGAGGAGGAUGGCAGUGGUCAGAUGCUGGGCAUGCGCAACUGGCAGCCCCCCCGGCGCUGGGAGAGUGUGGACUUGAAUGAGUGGGGGGUCCUAGGUGGCUGGGAGGGCCCAAGCACCUCCCAUGGUCUGAGUGGCUGGGAGGGUCCUAGCACCUCCAGGAUCCUGAGUGGCUGGGAGGGGCCCAGCACAUCGUGGGCUCUGAGUGCCUGGGAGGGUCCGAGCACCUCCAGGGCCUUGGGUCUCUGGGAAAGCUCAUGCAGCCCUCAGUCCUUGGUCAUCUCUGAGCUCCCCAAUCUGGCUCAGGGAUUCGGUGCCCCCCAGGAUGACCCCACACUGGAGAGGCAGCCACUGUCUCCCUUAGAUGAGAGGGCUAAUGCACUGGUGCAGUUCCUCUUGGUCAAGGACCAAGCCAAGGUGCCCAUCAGGCGCUCAGAGAUGGUGAGAUUCGUCAUCCGUGAAUACAAGGACGAGUGCUUAGAGAUUAUCAACCGUGCCAACCACAAGCUGGAGUGUGUUUUUGGUUAUCAGCUGAAGGAGAUUGAUCCCAAAAACCACUCUUACAUUCUUGUCAACAAGAGUCACAAGGGGGGAGCAGGGCCGUCCUACCUGGACCGGCCCAAGUUAGGCCUCCUGAUGGUGGUCCUGAGCCUCAUCUUUAUGAAGGGCAAUUGUGUCCGGGCAGACCUGAUCUUUAAUUUUCUGUACAAAUUGGGGCUGGAUGUCCGGGAGACCCACAGUCUCUUCGGAAACACAAGGAAGCUCAUCACCAAAGUGUUUGUGAGGCAGAAGUACCUGGAGUACAGGCGGGUCCCCCUCACUGAGCCCGCAGAGUAUGAGUUCCUCUGGGGCCCCCGAGCAUUCCUCGAAACCAGCAAGAUGCUUGUGCUGAAGUUUCUGGCCAGGCUCCAUAAGAAAGAUCCACAGUGCUGGCCGUUCCAGUACUUGGAGGCUCUGGCAGAGUGUGAGUCUGAAGAUGCUGAUAAGGAUGAGCCUGGCCCCGGUGAUAACGCCGAUGACCCCACCAGCAGCCCCCCUCCCAGCUAAUGUGGUUUAGCAGCUACCUUCUCUCUCAUUGUUCCUGUUCCUUUGGGUCCCCGGCCAAAGGCCACUGACAGGGUGGGGUGGGGGGGACGUUUUGUUUCUGGUGUUUAUGUUCCAGUUCUUUCUCUGUGUAAGUUUGGACUUCAACUUGCUUUCGUAUCUGCCAAAGCUUUGUACAUUUUUCAUGUGGUGUUGAUUUCAAUCAGCUACUGUUCUCUUUGGUAUUUUGGCAUCUGUAUUUUUUAAGUGAGAUCUGUGAUUCUCCUGUUUUGUGUUAUAAUUGUUAAGUUUUUUGGUAUCAGAGUUGUGCUGGCUUUGUGAAAUGAAUUGAGAAGCUCUCCAUCUCAUUCUGGUACAGAUGAUGUAGCAUCAAACUAGGCUGUUCUUUGAUGUUAAAAAUGACUCAUCAGUUAAAGCUGUCUGCAGAAAAAUAAAUAUCUAUAUCUAUAUAUAUAAAUAUAAUUUCAGCAUAACA
Messenger RNA from Vicugna pacos (alpaca), 2786 nucleotides. RefSeq names its product MAGE family member L2 (gene MAGEL2). Gene Ontology annotation, cellular component: nucleus. Gene Ontology annotation, biological process: negative regulation of transcription by RNA polymerase II. NCBI's taxonomy places the organism in Eukaryota, Metazoa, Chordata, Mammalia, Artiodactyla, Camelidae. The record is from RefSeq and is a predicted model, not a curated record.